AUGGCUUGUUUGGAUUGGAUAAAGGGAAUCCAAUUCAUAAGCACGUAGUAUUUAUAUUCUUUGUUACAUACUCUUUGUUUUGUUCAUAACUAAACGUUACUGAUUGUUAUCUGCAGUUAUUACAUUAUAUUCUGUCUUUGUGUUUAAUUCAUAGGCAUUUUAUUUUAUUUUAUACUUUAUUGCAACCAUGGUAUUCAUCAAUUCAGCAUAAUGUCUGAGAGCGUAAAAAUACGAGUUACGGGUCUACCCGGCGAUGUGUCUUUUCCGAAAAUCUUAAGCACGUUCAGGAUGUUAUUAAAAAGAAUACAUUUAAAGCAAUUCUGGAUACGCGAUAUCGCCGACAUGCAGGAUUAUUUAAAGCAGAUAACUAUCAAAUUGAGUACCAAUGCCGACGCACGUAAAGCUCGGAACUAUUUGGACAACAUGCCAUUUAAAUUUAAUAUGAUGGAGUACCCUAUGCAUGCGUAUAUUCCUGAAGACCAGGAGGAAUCCAUGAAUUUUGAGAAUGAGGAUGAAUUUGAAGACUGGGGGCGCAAGCGGAGGCCGAAGCGUACGAGGGCGCGGUCUCGCAGCCCGGGGUACAGGCAGGAGGCGUCUAAACUUGAUAUGGAGAUAGAGUUACUGAGGAAGCAGAGGCAGGUGAUAGAAGAAGAGAGAAGAUUGCUUAUGGAGCAAAAAAAAUUGGAGAUGAUCAAGGAAUACGGGCCGAGCGUCUCGCGAGAUUUCGAUAAUUUCAAAGAUUACGAACCCCCUCGCAAGAGACGCCAGCCUGAACCUGUACCAAAAGCAAAAAGACCUCAUCAGGAGACCCCGAGGGUCCCAAAUAUCCCCAAGGGCUCCAAAAACCAUCCCCGCUUGCCCCUAUUCUUCCAACCAUGCAAAAAGCUUAUAGGCCAAAUGAAACCCAUCAUAGAUAAGGAUUCUACUCCUGAAGAAGCUGACAUACUGAUUAAACUGAUCAGAGCUGCUAUAAGAAAGGAUUUGGCUAUAGCUUUGGAGAAUAAAGAAUAUAUGAAACAUGUGGAGAUAGUUGAUCUGUACAGAGAAAGACAUCCGCCAGAGCAAGAUGAAGCUUUUGUCGCUAAAAUUUUAGCCAAUAUAAGAGCAAGUUUUCUGACUCCUGAAGUGAAAGUUAAAGAGGAAAAGGUCACUGAGGAUGAAAUCACGAAAGACACAGAAAAUCAAGUAAAUGACAAAAAGGGGGAAGCUGAUGAAAUUGCUAAUGAUGAAAAAACACCGGAAAAUGGAGAAAAAGAAGCAGAUGGUACAGCCGACGGUGCCGUGACCGAACCAAAGUCUCAAGAGCUUGAGAACCCUGUAGAGAAACUAGAUGCUACAACCAAUGGUGCGGUGACCGAACCAAAGUCUCAAGAGCUUGAGAACCCUGUAGAGAAACUAGAUGCUACAACCGAUGGUGCGGUGACCGAACCAAAGUCCCAAGAGCUUGAAAACGCUGUAGAGGACGCUGACAAGACUAAUGAUACUGCAUUCAUUGCAGCCGAUAAUAGUGUGUUGGAUGAGAUGAAGGCAACGGAGGAGGAAUUAUUGGCAGAUGAGGAUUCUAAGCCCGCUGAUGGGGCUGUAGAACAGUGAAGUUGCUGUAUAUAUAAGUGCAAAAAUAUUAUCUUAGAAAUAUUAAGUAAGAUAUAUUAUGUAUCAUUAUGAAAUAAAGAGUGAGCGUUUAUAA
This is a messenger RNA of Cydia strobilella, 1687 nucleotides long. RefSeq lists its product as uncharacterized. The record is from RefSeq and is a predicted model, not a curated record. The coding region runs from base 211 to 1593 and encodes 460 amino acids. NCBI's taxonomy places the organism in Eukaryota, Metazoa, Arthropoda, Insecta, Lepidoptera, Tortricidae. The transcript has 6 exons.